CUUGUGUCCAAUUUUCUCGUAAUCCACUUCUUCUUGUAACGUUUCUAUUUUUUCCCCCCCACAAUUGCGUUGCAUUCCAGUCAAAACACAAUUAAUUCAACCCUAACCUAAAUCCGUUUGCGUCCUUCAUUCCAGUGAUACCCAGAGAACGCGAUCCUCCCUUGUAAUCUAUCUUGCUCGACUUCACCCCUUUUGCUUGACCGUUUCGUUUUCUGUGACACGUUUCAGACCUCCUGGCAGUCCCUUCCAAGUGAAAUCAUUAGGGUGUCUUACGUUUUUAAUACGCCUCUCCACCUUGUGAACACCGGGAGACAAGAAAACCGACAUCAUGUCUUCCCGGCUGGUCAAUCGCCCUCUCGAUACGAAGCAGAGGGACAAGGAUAUCAACCAGAAGCUGCAGCUCUAUGGAAUAUACCAAGCGUUCAAAAAUGGCAAGCUUCCAUCAAACAAGCAAUGCGACGUUGCUCUAAACAGCGCGCUCAAGUCUAAAGCUCUCUCGACACCAUCGAAAGAAUUGUCUGAAGAAGGACAAGCCCUUAUCGAAGACGUUCGCGACGUCAUUGAGCAGGCGAAGCGUCUCAUCCUUAGCAAGAAUGACGGCCAAUUGAUUCAAGAGUUCAUCUGGGAGGCCCAGAGCAUCACUGGUGAACAUGUCGGUGAGAAGCCAGAUGUCCCGUUGAGUAGGGAAUCCGCCCAGCAGGAUGGUAGGGAGGCUCUAGAGGGCUUGAAGACCCUUGGAAACCUCCUGAUUACCAAUGGAGAGUUUAGAAAGCUCUUGAACGAUGCCUGGAUCCUUGUCCGCGAUAUUGCUGGCGAUGCUUCCCAGAAGGCCGCCAAUCAGGUCCGGCCGUCCAAGGAACAACUGGCACAGGUUGACGAGCCUGCCGAGGAUAACACCUGGCAUGAGAAGCCUGACUAUGCAAAGCAUAAAGAGCAGUUUACUUCUCGUUUCAGGAGGAACAAGGCCACUGCCGAGCAGCAAGCGAACGAAGUCGCCGACACCGCAGCUCAGGCCGCCACUGGUGACCAGCGACAGGAUUCUGCUGUGGAAGUUGAUGGCCGUACUGGUGCCGCCGUAGGUGCUGAGAAGACUAAGGAAAAGCUUUCCGAGAACAUCCCUGAGGAGCAGAAGUCCCGUGCUCGUGAUCUCGCCGGUAAGACAAAGGGCUACCUGUCGAAGAAGAUGCCCAAGGAACGCCGCGAACAAGCUAUUUGGCGCAUGAAGAAGAUGAUCAUUGAGAUCCAGGGUCGUGCCGACUAUCAACGGGCUAUCGAGACCUUGCUGUCUCUCGCAGAGAAGUAUGGCAGUACUACUAGAGAUGUAACCCAACAGGGUGCUGGAACUGUUAAGGGUACUCGUGGCACUGAUAAGAUCAGCAAAAUGGAGAAGAACCUACGGGUUUUGAUCGAGCGAUUCGCCAACAGCACGUCUUUGGACGACCUUUUUGACUCACUAGAGAAUAUCUAUCGGGAUGCAGACAGAGAUCCUGAGCUCAAGGGAUGGUUCAAGAACAUGGACACAUUCAUCCGGAAAUCUCUCCAGGAACAAGGCUACGUUAUGCAGGAAGACUGGGACCGCCAUUAUGAUCAGCUGUCCGACCAUGGCCGAUACUUGUUGCGCGAACGCUACAGGGACCAUACAGACCGCAUUCUUGACGAAGUCAAGUUUAUUGGUGAUCAGUUCGCCCAGGAUCCCCAAAACAAAUCAUUCGGCGAAGCGGUUGAGAGGCUGUUCACUGAUCUCGGCCGGGACUCUAGCGGUAACGUCUCUUUCAAACCACAUCUCCUUACGGACCUUCGGGAUGUCAUUUUGCCUGGCAUCUUUGAGAAUGUCCGCUACGUCCCUAUCCCUCGUAUUGAGGUGUCAGACCCUAUGGCUGAUGUGGUCGUGGAGAACCUUGUCGUCGAGAGUGAUAACUUGAUGCCGAAUGUUGUCGAGUUUGGCAGUGACAACUACCUCCGUUGGGGACGCAAGAAGAUCAGCAGCAAGAGAGACAAUAAGAUCAUGGUUUCUGUUUCUGGAAUCCAGGCUGACUUGCGAGAUGUCAGUUACUACAUCAACAAGAAACAGGGAUUCCCCGCCAUCACGGAUCAAGGAGUUAUGGAUAUCUUCUUAGGCGGCGAUGGCUUCGGCUUCAAAAUCGCAGCUUCCAAUGCCCAAAAGGAAGACCGUCAAAACUUCGUCAAAUUGGACAAAGUGUCCGUGAAGAUCGACUCCUUCAACAUCAAAUUGAAGAAGUCCAAGCACAAGGCUUUGUUCACGAUCUUCAAGCCAUUGCUUUUCCGCACUGUCCGCCCCGUCCUGCAGAAGGUCCUCGAGCAGCAGAUUCGCGAUGCGUUCUCUAGGGGCGAUGCGUUUGCCUAUGAGAUCCACAGCGAGGUCAAGCGCGCAAAGGAAGCCGCCAUCGAGGAUCCCGCAAACGCGCCCAACAUCUACUCCCGCUAUCUAGAUGCCACGCGCGCCAAGAUGGAAGAGAACAAGCAGAAGGCCCAGGCUGUCGCCCAACGCGCAUCUAACACCAAGGUCCAGACAGCAACGACACUUCAUGAUUCUCUCUUCCCGGAGAUCAAGCUUCCUGGUGGCAUCUCCAGCAAGGCCACUGAGUAUAAGGAGAUCGCGGAGAGGGGAGAACGCUGGGAAUCGCCCAUCUUCACUAUCGGCGAUGCGGCUGAGUCCCAAAACAUCCCAACCCCUGCUAAUAUCACCCGCAAGCCACACACCACCGCCCAAGGCCGUAUAGCUCAUGACAACGUGACCAACGGCAGCGCAGCAGCUACCGGUGCACACACUUCCAAUGGUUCCACCACUGUCGGGGCAACGAAUGGUUCCGCUACCGUUAAAGGAACAAAUGGAGUUACCAAUGGUGCCACGAACGGCGUCCACAAGGCAAACGGUUACGGUGCUCACGGCUUCUCCGACCAGGUUGACAAAGCCUUCACUUCAAAUGGUGGCUACAAAACCACCCAGGAUGGUGUCACCGCUACCAUCCCGGGAGCUGAACAUGCUUUCAACCCCCAGACCGCUUAAGUGGCCAGGCCUCGCACACGAUUGAUCAAUGACUCCCCAAAGAUGUAUCCUAUUGCUGUUUAUAUGUUUUUGAUAUCCCAAUUUCAGUUUGUAUUUGUGAUAUUGGUUCUGUUACCCCCUUGUGUUGAAUUAUGAAUUAUGGGUUUGGUGCCAGGAACUUCUAAUCAUGAUCAUGCACCUUCUCUUAUGUGUUAAUGUUCUAUAGUUGGGACUUGUCGGAACGUACUUAGUUAAUCGAAUGUCUAAUCCGCUCUUACUGUA
Molecule: messenger RNA, 3289 nt
Organism: Aspergillus caelatus
Lineage: Eukaryota; Fungi; Ascomycota; Eurotiomycetes; Eurotiales; Aspergillaceae
Exons: 11
Coding region: 329-3028 (899 amino acids)
Source: RefSeq, a predicted model, not a curated record